Sesamum indicum (sesame) is the source of this 1351-nucleotide messenger RNA. Its product is annotated as homeobox-leucine zipper protein HOX21. The record is from RefSeq and is a predicted model, not a curated record. Gene Ontology annotation, molecular function: sequence-specific DNA binding; DNA-binding transcription factor activity, RNA polymerase II-specific. NCBI's taxonomy places the organism in Eukaryota, Viridiplantae, Streptophyta, Magnoliopsida, Lamiales, Pedaliaceae. Gene Ontology annotation, biological process: positive regulation of DNA-templated transcription. Gene Ontology annotation, cellular component: nucleus.
AUAAAUAACACUUCAUGUUCGCUCUCUCUCUCUCUCUUUCUGUCUGAACACAGAUUAUCGCUGGCUUCCAGUCUUGCCACCCAUGUUCCUCCUCCAAAUUCUCUCCUCUUGAUCAUUUUCACCAUCAAAUUUCACACACACUAACACGGAUACACUGUGUGAAUGCUUUUAAGGCCAUCAGCCCUUUGGCUUCAGUUGUCUUGCAACUAGUACUAUGGCUUUUGUCCCGGCGGAAUCCAUGUUCCGCAACCAUGAAGACAGCCAUUUUCCAUCAUCUUCACCUUGUGCUCCUCAGGAUUUCCAUGGCGUGCCCGAGUUCUUGAUGAGGAGAUCCAUGUCAUUUUCAGGGAUGGAGCGGCCAGAAGAUCAAUUGCAGCCAGAGGACGAGAUGUCGGACGACGGUUCACAACUGCUAGGGGAGAAGAAGAGGAGGCUGAACCUGGAGCAGGUGAAGGCCUUGGAGAAGAGCUUUGAGUUAGGCAACAAGCUGGAGCCGGAGAGGAAAAUGCAGCUAGCUCGAGCUUUGGGUCUUCAGCCCCGGCAGAUUGCUAUAUGGUUCCAGAACAGGAGGGCCAGGUGGAAGACCAAACAAUUGGAGAAGGAUUAUGAUAUGCUGAAGAGACAGUUUGAGGCACUCAAGGCUGAUAAUGAUGCCCUCAAGUCCCAGAACAAGAAGCUUCAAACACAGUUAUUGGCCCUGAAAACAAGAGACUCAACGGGAUCAGGAGCAAUCAACCUGAACAAAGAGAACGAGGGUUCCUGGAGCAACGUAAGUGAGAACAGUUGCGAGGUCAACCUCAACACAACAUCAACAGACAGCACAUUGUAUCCUCAUCCUCAUCAUCAUCAAACCAACAAAAACCCCGUCAUUAAUUUCCCUUCAGCCAUCGGCCCUUCCAGCCUAACACAACUCCUCCAAAGGCCGGACCAUCACCUCCAACUAUGUCAAAAGAUGGAUCACGCCCCCGUCUCCAACGACGGCUUCGGCAACAUGUUUGGCGCCGGCAUUGAAGAAAACCAGGAUUUCUGGCCAUGGCCCGAACAGCAAAAUUUCAAUUAAAUAAUCAAGAACGAAAAUGAUACAGACAGUCCUUCUCCAAUCUUGAGCCCGGCAUGUGAAAUGCAAAGCAUGCAAUGGAAAAAAGUGAAAACAAAAUUGGUACUAGCUAGGCCAGUAAGCCCGAUCAUGAGUUACGACGACCCUGCUGCCUCUGAAAAAUUACAGAUUUCUUUUAUUUUCCUUUUUUGUUUUCUUGAAAAAGACGUCCAUCAUAAAUAUAUAAUUCACGAUCCAUGUUUUAGUUUUAAAUUCUUGGACAUAGUUUGAAGCCCCCUUAAUUUGUCAAAAAUA